CGCAAUCCACACAAAUCAAACUCGUUGAAUGCACAAGCCAACCGCCGUCUUUUGACAUCUCCAUCUAGUCUCUGCUACGGUUCGCCAACGUUUAUGUGCAUUCGUUCACUAAACUCAAUUGAAUAGUACAGAAUGGCAACUGUUGAUACCGGCGAGAUGCAAGACUUGGAUCGUGGCACGUCCCCUCUGCUGCGUUUACCAGCCGAAAUCAGACACCAGAUUUAUGACCAUGCCUACCCCAAACACCUCUUGCAUGUCAAGCGCAUUGUGUACCAUAACCGAAAGAAUACAGACCGAUAUAUCGCUUACUGGUGUGUUGAGGCGCAACAUGAAAGACAUGCCCACCUCCACCGUGCAUGUCACACGCUAGAAGCGCCUAGAAAACACACGCUUGGAUUGCCAUUGGCCUGCAAGCAGCUUUACAAUGAAACGAUGCAGAAAGUUUACAGCAGGCCCGAGUUUCACUUCUACUUUGAGGAGCUCCUACUCCUGUGGGCUAAGCAGACUCCAACGAUACAUCAUACAGCUCUUACAUGUGUCACGAUAACGUCAAUGUCGUUUGACGCACGGAGUCCAGAGACAUAUCAAAAGACAUGGGAAUUCCUUGCCGCACUAUCAAAUCUUCAGACUCUAAGUGUAUUCGUCACCAGCAAUAACAACGCCGAUCUAUGGGAAGACUCAUUGCAAGAAAUGGCGGAGCCUACAACAAAAGUGCAGCAACACACGCUCACGCACUUUGAUCUCAUCUUUGAUAUCACCCCCACCUGGUUUCCAGACGACUGCUAUCUAAAAAUCAACUACAACAAGCUCCACUGGGAUACAUUCAUCAUUGAAAGAACCGAGUAUUCCGUGUUUGAUAGUUUACACCCAAAGUGCCGUCUCAUCGGGAUGAACGGCUACCUAUUGUAUCGCCCCAUACCUCAAGUUCUUCCUACAGCACAAGAACUCACAGAGUGGAUUGAAUGCUUUAGCUGCAAUUCGGCCUAUGGACUCGACGAACCUGAUGGCUACGACCCUGAUGAAAUCGGCGAGCGAGCAAGGCGGAUCAAGGAUGCCCAACCGACUGAGGGUGCCUAUGACAAGGAGGAUGCUUUCCAGAAACUUCGAGACGAGUUGGAGGAUAAAUACUUGUACGGCCCAGACUGCGAUGACGAUCCGGACCAUUGGGACUUGGAGGCGAUUGAUCGGCUUGCCGAUCACCUGGAGAUGCCAAACACGUAUUUGGAAACACCACAUUGGUAUUAUCCUGAAACGCCCAGCUGGGUCACUGACGCCGAGCUUUAGGGAGUAGGAUUUGUGGCAGGCGAUGAUGUACGAAGAAAUUGGAGCAAUGGGAAGGGAACGCCGCUCGUGA
Molecule: messenger RNA, 1354 nt
Organism: [Torrubiella] hemipterigena
Lineage: Eukaryota; Fungi; Ascomycota; Sordariomycetes; Hypocreales; Clavicipitaceae
Source: the annotation of a GenBank genome assembly